GCCGCGCUCAGCCUAAGUGUAACUUCUGGAGCCUGCCCGAAAACUUGCGAUUCUCUUCUUGUUUAUAACCAAUUCUAAGUCUAGCCUUAUCUUGCGAUUGUUGAGACUGCCAUCUUUGUGUUUUCGGCUGAAGGAACUUCUGGCUGGCUUCAACGGAACAAGAACUCUCGCCAUUGCCCUGAAUUGCGAAGCGCAAGUCUGGGAAAGCGAGCAAACUCCGACCUACAACUACGGCCUCAACUCAUGAUACAACGUAUCACGCGCGCAAACGCAACUUAGUCGUCAAUUAACUCAGCAUCCGACUCGCCAUAGCCAGUCACAGCAGCGCUCAUCGCCAGCCAACCCCCCCGCCUCCAACCCCGCCGUCAAGCGCCUCGCCCUCCCACAUCCGUCUUCAUGUCCUCCGCUCCGUGGGAUUACAUCGCAAAGCUAGUAUGCAUCGGCGAUUCAGGCUGCGGUAAAUCCUCCCUGACGAUCCGGCUCUGCGAGGGGCGCUUCGUCCCGCAUCACGAUGUAACAAUCGGCGUGGAAUUCGGUUCGCGCAUCGUCCCGGUCGGGCCGCCCUACUCCAGCAAGCUCACACCCGCCACCUCCUCCCGAUCACCCUCCUCCCCAGCAGACGGCACCGGCGACGGCGACGGCACAACAACAGAAAACGCAAGCGAAGCAGGGGGACUGCCCACACCACCAACCAUCCCCGUCGAGCAGCAGCAGGCCAAGCAGCAGCCACCGCAGCCACAAAAACACAUGAAGCUCUCGCUGUGGGACACGGCGGGGCAGGAGACGUACAAGUCGGUGACGCGGUCGUACUUCCGCGGCGCGUCGGGCGCGCUGCUGGUCUUUGACCUCACCCGCCGCUCCACCUUCCAGCACGUCACCGACUGGCUCAACGACCUGCGGCAGAUCGCCGAACCAGACAUCGUAGUAGUACUAGUCGGCAACAAGGCCGACCUCGCCUCCCCGGACGCCCCUGACGACGAUGACGACAACGACACAACCCCAAACACAACAAACACAACAAACACAACAACAAACACACCCGGCACCGGGACAGUGGCGGCGGGAAAGGGGAACAACAAGCGCGAAGUGACGCGGCAGGAGGCAGAGGAGUGGGCGCGGCGCAACGGGGUGCUCGAGUACGUGGAGACGAGCGCCAAGAGCGGCGCCAACGUCGAGAUGGCCUUCAUGCGGGUGGCCGAGCGCAUCUUCCAGAACAUCCAGGCGGGCAAGUACGACCUGAACGACCGGCGCUCCGGCGUCAAGGGCCCGAGCGCGGGGGGCGCGGGUGCGGCGGCCGCGAAAGCGGUCCGGUUGACGAGCGAUGCGGGGAAGGGGUUGGGUGGGGGGUGCUGUUGAAGGUGAAGGGGGGUUGAUGCUGAUGGAUUAUCCUCGAUGUAGGUAUCAUGUGUGAGGAUGGGUCGGUGGGGUGGUAGUUAGCAUGAAGCUGGGAGGAGGGAGGAGGGGCUGCAUUGUAUUAAUAGUAAUAAGUACUAGGAAGCGGGAAGCAAAAUACCGCUGGGUUGAAAGGUACAAACAUACGGUUAUGCCCGCGAGGGAAGUGAAACAAACCACUGAGCAUAUAAACAGUACCAUGUCAGAGGGCAUUGAGCAUACAAGGAGGCAGUGCAUCAAUUUCAUAUGCGUGGCAA
Molecule: messenger RNA, 1649 nt
Organism: Chaetomium fimeti
Lineage: Eukaryota; Fungi; Ascomycota; Sordariomycetes; Sordariales; Chaetomiaceae
Product: P-loop containing nucleoside triphosphate hydrolase protein
Exons: 1
Coding region: 397-1356 (319 amino acids)
Biological process (GO): vesicle-mediated transport
Cellular component (GO): Golgi apparatus
Molecular function (GO): GTPase activity; GTP binding
Source: RefSeq, a predicted model, not a curated record